Molecule: messenger RNA, 372 nt
Organism: Didymodactylos carnosus
Lineage: Eukaryota; Metazoa; Rotifera; Eurotatoria; Philodinida; Philodinidae
Source: the annotation of a GenBank genome assembly
AUGGUGCGAGCUCAUGUCAAAGUAACCUAUUACAUAGAAUUACGAAUUAUUAGUGAAUUUACUUUUGCAUUUUUUAAGAAUAUGGUUGUUCAAAAACGAUAUUUGACAAUAAACAAUGCUAAUUUAAAUGCUGGUGAAAACAAAUUGGUUCAAAUAUUGAAAAAACGAUUUCCACAGGCAACAAAAGUUUCUGUUACUGAUAUUUCAGGUGGUUGCGGUGCUAGCUAUGAAAUUAAUGUUAUAUCAUCCGAAUUUAAAAAUAUGAGAAUAGUUAACCAACAUCGAAAAGUUUCAGAAGCAUUAGCUGACGAACUCCCAUCAAUUCAUUCAGUUCGAAUUUUUACAGCAACAGAUGAAAAUCACACUGUUUAA